Messenger RNA from Pantherophis guttatus, 1232 nucleotides. It is a transcript of the gene RWDD2B, whose product is annotated as RWD domain containing 2B. The record is from RefSeq and is a predicted model, not a curated record. Lineage: Eukaryota; Metazoa; Chordata; Lepidosauria; Squamata; Colubridae. Gene Ontology annotation, molecular function: protein binding.
AGUCUUUGCUCUCCAGCUGAUGACGCGGCGUAGCAAAAACGGGAACAACGCGACAACAAGCGCAGUGGUUUGCGAUUGAGCGGUAGCGUGUGGCGUUUUUCGUUUUCCAGUGGAAGCAAAAUAGACUCCCCCAUUUCCGUCUUUAAUACAAAAAAGGACCAGAAUAGUGACAUUUCAUUAAAACUGGGAUUUCUGCAUUUUUAGAAAAGCGGAAUUACAUUAAUACAUCAAAAAUGAGCAAUUUGGAAGAAGCUGAACUACAACUUUCUGAAUUAGAUUUACUUUCUAGUAUGUUUCCUAAUGAAGAUGACUUUAAGGUGACUGAUCAGUUGGCUUUAGCAGAACUGAAAGAUUAUGUUGGAAAAUGUACUUUAGAAGUGCCAUCUUCGAAAAUACAAUUCAUCUUAUAUUUAGAUGUAGAAACUCCUGAUGAAAAUAAGGUACCACUUACUUUGUGCUGUGCUUUCCCAUUAAAAUAUCCAACUAUUCUUCCAGAAAUCACUAUAAGAUCUCCAUUGUUAAGCCGAUCACAGCAAGCUCAGAUGAAUGCAGAUCUCAUUACUUACUUGAAGAAACAUUGUGCUGGUGAUGUUUGCAUAUUAAAUGCAAGAGAAUGGGUUAAAGACCAUGCUGCCAUGUAUAUAAACAAAGGACCCUUACUGUCUACUGUUGAGAAAUCAGAUUUUCAGAAAUCAGAAUGUAUUCUCACUAGACUCUGGAUUUACAGUCAUCAUAUAUAUAACAAACAGAAAAGAAAACAUAUAAUUGAUUGGUCUAAGGAACUCUCUCUUUCUGGAUUCAGCAUGCCUGGAAAACCAGGCAUCAUUUGCGUAGAAGGACCACAAAAGAUGUGUGAAGAAUUUUGGGCAAGAAUAAGAAGAUUAUCAUGGCAGCGAAUUUUAAUCCGUCACAGAGAAGACAUUUCCAUAGAAGGGACUGAAGCUGAAAUGGAGAAAGAAAAGAAGUUUUUGAUUUUUGAAGAAAAAAUAUUUGAUGCACAUGGUGCUAGAGGGAAUCACAUGGAUUUGGGACAAUUGUAUCAUUUUUUAAUUGACAAGAGUUGUGGUGAAAUAUUUCAACUCUAUUUUGGAGUUGAAGGACAAUAAAUUAAGGUGGGAAAAGCAUUAAGGAUCUAAACUAAGGAUGUAGAUUUUUUUCUUUUUAUUUUAUUGAAAGAAUAGAAUUCUAAAAGUUGUAUUUUAUACUUGAAAAAUAAAUCAAUGGAAUUGAAA